AUGGAGAUCAAAGUGAGGACUCUAAAAGGCAAAGAAAUAAAGAUUAAGAUUGAUCCAACGGAUACAAUUGAACGGAUAAAGGAACGAAUAGAAGAGAUAGAAGGAAUUCCUCCUCUUCAGCAAAGGAUCAUCUACACUGGGAAACAACUUGCUGAUGAUCAAACAGCCAAACAUUACAACAUCGAACGUGGCUCUACUCUUCAUCUUGUUCUUGCUCUUAGAGGUGGUUUUUAA
This is a messenger RNA of Eutrema salsugineum, 234 nucleotides long. Its product is annotated as NEDD8-like protein RUB3. The coding region runs from base 1 to 234 and encodes 77 amino acids. Gene Ontology annotation, biological process: modification-dependent protein catabolic process; regulation of proteolysis; protein neddylation. The record is from RefSeq and is a predicted model, not a curated record. NCBI's taxonomy places the organism in Eukaryota, Viridiplantae, Streptophyta, Magnoliopsida, Brassicales, Brassicaceae. The transcript is spliced from 2 exons. Gene Ontology annotation, cellular component: cytoplasm; nucleus. Gene Ontology annotation, molecular function: protein tag activity; ubiquitin protein ligase binding.